Messenger RNA from Alternaria arborescens, 831 nucleotides. RefSeq lists its product as hypothetical. The transcript is spliced from 3 exons. Gene Ontology annotation, biological process: lipid metabolic process. NCBI's taxonomy places the organism in Eukaryota, Fungi, Ascomycota, Dothideomycetes, Pleosporales, Pleosporaceae. The coding region runs from base 1 to 831 and encodes 276 amino acids. The record is from RefSeq and is a predicted model, not a curated record. Gene Ontology annotation, cellular component: cytoplasm. Gene Ontology annotation, molecular function: aldehyde-lyase activity; phosphoric diester hydrolase activity.
AUGAACACCCUCCAAGAAGCAAGCCGGAUAUACAAGGCCUUCCAGAAAGGCGGGCCGACAUUCGGAGGAUGGCAGAUGCUACCAGGGACAAAUCAUGCUCGGGCAAUCGCCCGUUCAGGCGUUGACUGGAUAUGUGUCGACACGGAGCACGGCAACAUCAACGACAGCCAAAUGCACGAAGCAGUCACCGCCAUAGCACACGCAGGCGUGAGCCCUCUUGUCCGUAUCGCAGCAAACGAACCGUGGAUGGUAAAGCGCGCUCUCGACAGCGGUGCCCAUGGUGUCAUAGUCCCUCUAAUUUAUACAGUCGAAGACGCCAAAAAGCUCGUAUCCUCCGCCAAAUUCCCCCCAGAAGGAACCCGGGGUUUCGGCUCCCCCCUCCCCACGCAAUGUUUCUCGAAUGAACCACUAACUUACUACCUUCGCCACGCGAACAGUACGCUUCUCACAAUCGUACAGAUAGAAACUGCGUCUGCACUGGCUUCCUGCCGGGAGAUUGCCGCUUUACCCGGCGUAGAUUGUUUGUUAAUCGGGCCGUUUGAUCUCGGUAACAACAUUGGGCAUCCUAUUUUGACUUCGACAAUGGACAAGGAGUUGCAGGAGGCGAUUGAGAGCAUCAAAGAAGCGGCGCAUGCGGAGGGAAAGAAAGUGGCUAUGUAUUGUAACUCGGGGGAGGACGCGAGGGGGUAUGCAGAGAGGGGAUUUGAUAUGGUCAGUAUACUAACAGACCAGAUGGGGAUUACGGGGGCGUUUGAAAGGAGUCUGGGGGUGGCCAGUGGGAAGGUCGAGGGGAGUGGGGAGAAGGGAGUCAAGGGGUACGAUGGAAAAUAG